Molecule: messenger RNA, 1587 nt
Organism: Exophiala aquamarina CBS 119918
Lineage: Eukaryota; Fungi; Ascomycota; Eurotiomycetes; Chaetothyriales; Herpotrichiellaceae
Exons: 1
Coding region: 1-1587 (528 amino acids)
Biological process (GO): transmembrane transport
Molecular function (GO): transmembrane transporter activity
Source: RefSeq, a predicted model, not a curated record
AUGGCACAGGAGGGCCAGAGUGAUGGGCCUAGACCUGCACCACCAUCAUGGGCGUCAAUCCCGAACAAGUUCCAAGUUUUCAUAGUCUGCAGUAUCCGAAUGGUCGAUUUCUUCCAGCAAGCGGCCCUCCAAGCAUACAUGUUCUAUCAGCUGAAGUCAUUUUCCCCAGAUGCGGACGACAGCCAGAUUUCAUUCGAAGCGGGUGUGCUGCAGGGCGUUUUCACCGCCGCGCAGAUUUUCACCGGAAUAAUGUGGGGCAGAGUAAUGGAUUCACCCAGAUUUGGGCGGAAAAGAGUGGUGUUGAUCUCGCUUGUUGGGCAAGCCGUGAGUUGCGUGGCCGUCGCAUUCUCGCGAUCGUUCAUCAGCGCCAGCAUCUGGAGACUUCUAGGGGGUGCUGUCAAUGCGACGGUUCCUGGUGCAAGAACUGUACUUGCCGAGAGCACAGACAAGAAGUACCACUCAAGAACUUUUCUAGUACUUCCUCUUGCCUGGAACAUCGCCAAUAUUUUCGGGCCGAUCUUUGGCGGACUCCUUUCGGAUCCAGUCCAGAACUAUCCAGGUCUCUUCGGCGCGGAUUCCACUUUUGGCGGUGACCAGGGUGUCAUCUGGUUGACCAAGUUUCCAUACGCUGCGCCAAACUUAUUUUGUGCAUUCGUUCUCCUGGCAGACGCACUUCUUGUCUGGGGAGCUCUGAGGGAAACCCUACAAGCGCGCAAACAAGUUCGCGAUCAGGGCAUUGAGUGGGCCGAGAACAUAAGCUAUCACGUGCGGAGAUUGGUCUUCUCACGAUUCGGGUACAGCCAAAUAGGACAGGGUGAGGAAGCGGGCCCAGACACUGUCGUCGACGACGAAAAUAUACCAUCAAGCACACCUCUCUAUCCCAUUACACCCCAAGCACCAGAAGAACCAGCCGCCCUCAGACCACCUUUCCACCACGCCAUCACACGGAAUGUGCUCCUCGUACUUCUGACGGUCGCGAUUCUAGAUUUCCAAAUGGGCGGCUUCACGACCUUAUGGACGAUCUUCUUGUCGACCGCCCGACGCACCGAGGAGCAAACCAAAGCCAUUCAACUCCCUUUCAGAUUUACUGGAGGCCUAGGCUUCUCACUAGCAAGCAUCGGCAUCUCCAUGUCGUUUCUGGGCUUCGCUGGAAUCGCGCUGCAGCUCAGUCUCUACCCGAAAGUGAAUGCCCGAUUCGGCCUGUUGAAAUCAACCAGUUGGGCACUCCUGGUGUUUCCCAUCCCGUACGCGAUUGCACCGUAUCUGUCGCUACUCGUCUCCGUCAGAUUCUUGCUUUGGGUUCUCCUCAUCAUCGUGGUGGUAUUGCAAAUGGCUGGGCGGACAUUCGCUGUCCCCGGAAUAGUGCUACUGAUGAACAACGCAAGCCCUAGCCCGGCCAUGUUGGGGACAAUUCACGGCAUGGGAGCGGCAACCUCGAGCGCAUUCAGGACCAUAGGACCUAUCGUCGCUGGACGCUGGUUUGGACAGGGCCUUGACCUCGGAAUUGUCGGCUGGGCUUGGUGGUGGCUGAGCGUCGUCAGCCUUUUCGGCUUUGUACCAAGUUAUUGGGCGAAGGAUGGCAACUGA